Messenger RNA from Sorex araneus (European shrew), 645 nucleotides. RefSeq names its product microsomal glutathione S-transferase 3 (gene MGST3). NCBI's taxonomy places the organism in Eukaryota, Metazoa, Chordata, Mammalia, Eulipotyphla, Soricidae. Gene Ontology annotation, molecular function: glutathione transferase activity; glutathione peroxidase activity. The record is from RefSeq and is a predicted model, not a curated record. Gene Ontology annotation, cellular component: endoplasmic reticulum; membrane; nuclear envelope. The transcript is spliced from 6 exons. Bases 158 to 613 code for a protein of 151 amino acids.
AGCCCGAGAACAGGGCCCGGGGGCGGAGCCCCGUGCUGGGGGGCGUGGUCUGGCGGGCGUAGCCUCGUUCCGCCCCGCCCCGCCCCGCUCCAGCCGCGGCGGCCGCAGCCUCACUGCGCAGCUGCCUCCUGCACCAGCCGAGCUGAGGGCAUCCAGGAUGGCCGUGCUCUCCAAGGAAUAUGGCUUCGUGGUGCUCACGGGUGCCGCCAGCUUCGUCUUGGUGCUCCACCUCGCUAUGAACGUCUCCAAGGCCCGCAGGAAAUACAAAGUGGAGUACCCCACCAUGUACAGCACGGACCCCGAGAACGGUCACCUCUUCAACUGCAUCCAGCGGGCGCACCAGAACACGCUGGAGGUGUACCCACCCUUCUUGUUCUUCCUGGCCGUCGGCGGCGUUUACCACCCGCGCAUAGUGUCCGGCUUGGGCUUGGCGUGGAUCGUGGGGCGAGUUCUCUACGCUCACGGCUACUACACGGGAGAGCCCAGCAAGCGCAGCCGGGGUGCCCUGGGCUCCAUCGCCCUCCUGGGCCUGAUGGGAACGACUGUGUGCUCCGCCUUCCAGCAGCUGGGCUGGAUCAAGCCGGGCCCAGGCGGGGGCCGGUGCUGCCACUAGGCCGGGGGGGGGGGGGCCCGGAGGCGCCCGCC